CCCACUUGUGUAAGAUGUGUAAGAACGUGACUCGUCCACACAGAGCCAUGACAAACCCCGUCAAACAUCCUUGGAAUAAACCCGAGCACAAACAGAGCCAGGCCCUAAUAUCAUCAUCCUCAUCAUCAACACUCCCCCAUUAUUCUAUCAUCCCCUUUAUAGUGUGCAUACCAACUUAACUAUGUUCACAGUUGUCAUACAUUCAACUGUCGAUAUAAAGAUGUUCCUAACAUGCAUCUCUUCUCUGUCUUUAUUUGUCCAGCCAAAAAGGAGCUUGACGGUGGAGAUGACAAGCAUCUGCAGAAAAAGAAGGUCAAGGAGCUGAAGGUUAUUGACUCAAAGUCCUCACAAAACCUUUCCAUUUUUCUGGGAUCUUUCCGUAUCCCAUAUGAAGAGAUCAAGACCGCCAUUCUGGAAAUCAACGAGAACAUCCUUAGAGAAUCCAUGGUCCAGAACCUGAUCAAGCAGUUGCCGACACCAGAGCAGCUAAGCACACUGAGCGAGAUGAAGGAUGAAUAUGAUGACUUGGCAGAGGCUGAACAGUUUGGAGUUGUGAUGUCCAGUGUAAAGCGUCUGCAACCGCGGCUUCAGGCCAUCCUCUUCAAGCUCCAGUUUGAGGAACAGAUCAACAAUAUCAAACCGGACGUGGUGUCUGUGACGGCGGCCUGUGAGGAGCUCAGGAAAAGCAGCUCCUUCUCCAAGCUGCUACAGAUCAUCCUUCUCCUGGGCAAUUACAUGAACGCAGGCUCGCGCAAUGGCAAGGCCUUCGGCUUUUCCAUAUCGUACUUGUGCAAGUUACGUGACACCAAAUCAGCUGACCUGAAGCAGACGCUGCUCCACUUUCUGGCUGACGUGUGCCUGGAACAGUACCCUGAAGUCAUGACCUUUACAGACGAGCUCAUUCAUGUGGAGAAGGCCAGCAGAGUUCCUGCAGAGAUACUUCAGAAGAAUCUAGAACUGAUGGGUCGCCAGAUCAAGAACUUGAAGAAAGACAUUGAAACCUUCCCGCCUGCACAAAACGACAAGGACCUGUUUGUGGAGAAGAUGUCCAUUUUUGUGGGCUUGGCCCAUGAACAGUAUGAGAAGUUGGAUCUGAUGCAUAAGAACAUGGAGAAGCAGUAUAACGACCUCGGAGAGUAUUUUGUCUUUGACCCCAGAAAGAUUUCUGUGGAGGAAUUCUUCGGGGACCUCAACACCUUUAAGAACAUGUUCCAGCAAGCAGUGAAGGAUAAUCAGAAGAGGAGAGAGGCGGAAGAAAAGAUCCGAAAGGCCAAACUGGCCAGAGAAAAGGCGGAGAGGGAAAAGGAAGAGAAACUGAAGAGGAAUCAGCACCUGGACAUCAACGCAGAGGGUGAUGAGACCGGCAUCAUGGACGGCCUCUUGGAGGCACUGCAGUCCGGCGCUGCUUUCAGGAGGAAAAGAGGACCACGGCAAGCAGCCAACCACAGGCGAGCUGGCCAUGCAGUGACCAACAUCCUGGCCAAAGAACUCAUGCAGGACGACGCACCUCCGUCAAGCAAGGUGCCCACCAAGAAGGUGAAGCUGGAGGAGGGCGCCAAGAAGGAAGACUCAUUAGAGGAGCUACUGGAAGCUCGCUCCAAUUAGGGCACAUUUUUUGUUCUUUCUUUUAUGUAUAGUUACUGCUUCUCAAUGCUGGGGCCAAUAUUGAUAUGCAAUGUGUUGUUUUCUGUGAUGGAAAUGUCCCUCAGCCAUAUUUGCCACUAUUAACAUGUUUCUUCACCAGAUUUGUUGUCACAUGAUGAAUCAAAAGGGCAUCACCUCUAUUGUGCGCUUAUUUCCCCAUUUUUUUUUAGGAAUGUCAGGCACAUCCUCGCUGUUUUCUGUAGCCACUCACAGUUUGUGUUGUACACUGCAUGUUUGUACAGUACAGGCCAAACGUUUAGACACACCUUCUCAUUUAAUGCCUUUUCUUUAUUUUCAUGACUAUUUACAUUGUAGAUUGUCACAUCAAAACUACGAAAACAUGUUUUAUAUUCCAGUUUCUUCAAAAUAGCCACCCUUUGCUCGGAUUACUUUUCCGCACACUCUUGGCAUUCUCUCCAUGAGCUUCAAGAGGUAGUCACCUGAAAUGGUUUUCACUCCACAGGUGUGCUUGAAGCUCAUGGAGAGAAUGCCAAGUGUGUGCAGAGCAAAGGGUGGCUAUUUUGAAGACAUUUUUUCAGUUAUUUCCCCUUUUCUUGUUAAGUGCAUAACUCCACAUGUGUUCAUUCGUAGUUUUGAUGUGACAAUCUACAAUGUAAAUAGUCAUGGAAAUUAAGAAAAGGCGUGUCCGAACUCUUGGCCUGCACUAUAAGUGCCGAUCGUCGUUUCACGGUCACAGCUAGUUCUCACCAGGGUGAAAUAUUUACUUCACAGGCUUUUGACGCUCACAACCUCGGUUUGAACGAGGGCUCGUGCACACACACACACACACACACACUUACUUCAAGCACUAGCAUCGUUACAGAAAUGCCCACAGGAUUGUCUGUUUGGGAACACCCUUUUAAGAGAGCAGUUUACAUGCCUGUGUGCUUUUAUAAUAGUCUAUUUUAGUGCCUAUAAUUAUGCUGUACCCACCACUGGAAAGCACACUGGAAAAACUGGCCAAAAGUGUGCAUAUAUGUGUGUGUGUUGUGGGGGAUGGGCGGUUCUGACUGAAAACACACACAUUAUGAACACACUUACUUAUGCAAUUGAUAUUCCUAUGCAAGCAUACUGUAAUCUGUCCUUAAACUAGCUGAGUUAACAUAUUUUCAGUCGUGGAGGAAGUCGUUUUCAUCAAGUUGUAAUCACCUUUAUUUUUGCACGUUUAUUGAUAAUUACACAGGAGCAACACCUAACAGGUCAUCAGUCAAUAACAAGAGGGACGAUAUCAGCAUCAUUGGAAGACAACCUUUAAUUUGACUUUUUUUUUUUUUUUUUUUUUUUUUAAGAGAUUUUCUAUUGUCCAUUUUUACAGUUGAUUGUUUUUUUUAAAUCUCAUUUGAAUGGAUGUGAUUUUGAUUUUUUUUUUCUUUUCUCCAGAGAUCGCUGUGCGUGUACAGAGUAAUGCACAUAAUGUCUCUGUUUGCCACGCAGAUCUAUUAAAAUGUCUUUAAUUAAUGUA
Messenger RNA from Nerophis lumbriciformis (worm pipefish), 3106 nucleotides. The record is from RefSeq and is a predicted model, not a curated record. NCBI's taxonomy places the organism in Eukaryota, Metazoa, Chordata, Actinopteri, Syngnathiformes, Syngnathidae.